UCCACAGAUGAGUGCUAAUGACUGUCAAGACCCUCCGAAAUACUGGACAAUCCAUGGACUAUGGCCUAACAAAGGUGAAGAUUGUAAUAGGACAUGGCACUUCAAUGUAACCGAGAUUAAGGAUCUUAUGUCAGACAUGAGACACUAUUGGCCUGAUGUGCUUCAUUCAUCCCAGAAUCGCACGCAGUUCUGGAAACACGAGUGGGAUAAGCAUGGAACUUGUGCAGCCACACUGCAGAUCCUUAAUUCUCAGAAGAAGUAUUUUGGUAAAGCUCUGGAACUCUAUAAGCAGGUGGAUCUUAACAGUUCUCUCCUGAAAGCUGGGAUAAAGCCGGGCAGUACGUAUUACAAGAUGACUACCAUAAAAGAAGAUCUCACACGAGUUUAUGGUGUAACCCCAAAGAUCCAAUGUCUUCCUCCAGAAGAGGGUGAAGAAGCACAAACAAUUGGCCAGAUUGAGUUCUGCUUCACCAAAAGCCUGGAGCUGAGAAACUGCGCAGAGCCGAAGGGUGAAUCCAAGGGGACGCAGAGUGACUUGCAGCUGGGAACUGGGGAGUUAUCUGUCUGCAAUGAUACUCUCCCUACCUACUACCCUUUACAGGUCCAAGGCCACAAAUAAAACCACAAGAGCUUGAAAAACUUUUUAAACAAAAACCCUUUAAGCAUUAUACCUU
Messenger RNA from Tinamus guttatus (white-throated tinamou), 674 nucleotides. The record is from RefSeq and is a predicted model, not a curated record. Lineage: Eukaryota; Metazoa; Chordata; Aves; Tinamiformes; Tinamidae.